This is a messenger RNA of Ceratosolen solmsi marchali, 1347 nucleotides long. RefSeq names its product methyltransferase like 14 (gene Mettl14). Bases 79 to 1251 code for a protein of 390 amino acids. The transcript has 4 exons. The record is from RefSeq and is a predicted model, not a curated record. Gene Ontology annotation, biological process: mRNA modification. Lineage: Eukaryota; Metazoa; Arthropoda; Insecta; Hymenoptera; Agaonidae. Gene Ontology annotation, cellular component: nucleus; RNA N6-methyladenosine methyltransferase complex. Gene Ontology annotation, molecular function: mRNA binding.
GUACUGGUGGUAGUCUCAUUUCAAUAAUCAACGAAACAACAUUUUAGAUAAUAAUAUUUAUAAGUUAAGUUUUAAAAAAUGUUACAAUCAUUGCGAGAACGAUCUCAGAAACGAAAGAAAUUACUAGCCCAAACGUUGGGGGUUUCGAGUGUUGAUGAAUUACGUCAAAUUUUGGGAACGGAAAUCGAUGAAACGCAGAAGAAAAAAAUUAGAGUGGCUUCGAGUAAAACUGAAAAUGAAGCAAAGGAGAGACAGAAUAGUACAGUUGUGACGGACGAAAUAGUUUAUAAGGAUUCGUCGACGUUUUUAAAAGGGACGCAGUCAUCGAAUCCACAUAAUGACUAUUGUCAGCAUUUUAUCGAUACGGGUCAACGGCCUCAGAAUUUUAUAAGAGACGUUGGGUUGGCAGACAGAUUUGAAGAAUACCCGAAGCUUCGAGAGCUUAUAAAAUUAAAGGAUGAUUUAAUUUCAGAAACAGCUACGCCGCCUAUGUAUUUAAAAACCGACUUAUUUACGUAUAAUUUAAAAGACUUGAAUUGUAAAUUUGAUGUGAUUCUUAUUGAACCGCCGUUAGAAGAGUAUCAAAGGACUUGUGGUGCUACAAAUGUACAACUGUGGAAUUGGGAUCAGAUUAUGGAAUUAGAUAUUGGUGAAGCGUCUGCGAGUCGAAGCUUUGUAUUUUUGUGGUGUGGUAGUAGUGAUGGAUUGGAUAUGGGAAGAUUCUGUUUGAGGAAGUGGGGUUUUAGACGUUGUGAAGACAUUUGUUGGAUUCGGACAAAUAUAAAUAAUCCUGGACAUAGUAAAAAUUUAGAUAGUAAAGCGGUACUUCAGAGAACUAAAGAGCAUUGUUUAAUGGGUAUUAAGGGGACUGUAAGGCGUUCGACGGAUGGAGAUUUUAUUCACGCCAAUGUUGAUAUUGAUUUAAUUAUUUCUGAAGAACCUGAGUAUGGUUCUAUUGAGAAGCCUGUAGAAAUAUUUCAUAUUAUUGAGCAUUUCUGUCUUGGUAGAAGACGCUUACACCUUUUUGGUAGAGACACCACUAUUAGACCCGGAUGGCUUACAGUUGGUCCAGAACUAACUAAUACCAAUUUUAAUACCGACAUUUACAAUAGUUACUUUACUAGUAAUCAAGUUACUACUGGUUGUACAGAACGAAUAGAAGCUCUCAGACCAAAAUCUCCACCUCCCAAGGGUAAAGUUUCUGGCAGAGGCAGAGGUGGUUUUAAUCGGGGAAGGGGACGCGGAAGAUGAAAUAGAGUGACGUACAUUACAAAGUUCAAUAAAUAUCUGUUACAUUAUAGACUACUAUAUUAAAAAAAAAAAUAUAGUAAAUUCAACAUACACGAG